AUGCCUCGAUUGGAAUUUCCCACGGGAAGGAUGAAAUUUAAAUUUGAUAAAACCUGUCCCUUCUAUGCUUCGGAUCGAAAGAUCUUUAUAUCACAAACCACCCAACAAUUUACAGAAUUAUUUGAACGUUUCAAUUAUGUCCUUAUCGUGAAAAUUGCAGGAGUGGAAACGACUACAUUGCAAGAAAUAAGAAGAGCCUUGUCCAAUCAAGAUUCCGACUUGUUUUCCGAGCUGUAUAUUGCAAAACAUUCUCUGACUCGUGUAGCCAUUGAUGGAAUCAUAGAGAACUUGGAAAAGAAAUAUCAAUGUAGUGCCAAGUCCUCAUCAAGAGAUCAAGAGCUGAUCAAGGCUCUGAAGCAAUUUAAAGAACUACUGGUUGGAGAAAUUGGAUUAUUAUUUACAAAUUGCGAGGAUUAUUCCACGUUGAAGAAUGUCUUUUUGCAACAUACAUCUUUCAAAACAGCCAAAGUUGGAUCCAUUGUAAAAGAAAAUGUAUAUUUUGAAGGACGAACGGGUCUGACACCACACAUGAUCACCAUUUUUCAUUGUUGCAACGUUGUUACAAGAAUUCGAAUGGGACGAAUUGAUUUCCCAUACAAACAGCGAAUACUAGCAGCUGGAGAAGUAAUCUCAAAAGAUAAGGUCAUCAUGUUGAAUGCCUUAAAUUUGAAAGUGAUUCAAGAACGAGUGGAGCCCGUGUAUGUAUUCAGCAAAACGGAUGCCUGUGUGGUUCCAGAUGAAGUGUUGGAUCGUGAUUAUUUUGAGAAUUGUGUAGAGGCGGCCAAUCACCUGACAGCUUUGUCAAAGGAAUGUUCACUUGUGAAUGAGCUGACAGUCAUGGCCGAAAUCAAGAAAGGGAUAUGGGAUUUGCUUGCACUGGAUACUGAAACAAUGUGUGAAAUGCGUUAUGGAAUACGAGUGGUGCAACCACAACCAAUCCUUAAUGACAAUGACGAGGUUCGCUUUAGCGACUCGACAACCGAUGAUGAUGACAUGGAUAUUUUUGGAAUAUUUGCUUAA
This is a messenger RNA of Naegleria lovaniensis, 1020 nucleotides long. RefSeq lists its product as uncharacterized. Lineage: Eukaryota; Heterolobosea; Eutetramitea; Acrasida; Naegleriidae. Gene Ontology annotation, cellular component: cytosolic large ribosomal subunit. The coding region runs from base 1 to 1020 and encodes 339 amino acids. The record is from RefSeq and is a predicted model, not a curated record. Gene Ontology annotation, biological process: ribosomal large subunit assembly; cytoplasmic translation. Gene Ontology annotation, molecular function: structural constituent of ribosome; large ribosomal subunit rRNA binding. The transcript has a single exon.